ACUCAACGUGCUGGCGUCAGCUAUAAAACCGUAUCCCCAUACCUCAGAGUCCUUCACUUCGGCAGUUCUGGCUUGUCAAAGUCAAGAGGUGGAUUGAAAAGUGCAUUCUCAGAUUCUUUUUAUUAUUACAUACUGAAUAACGCUUUCACCUACGAGGAACCAACGAGGGAUUGACUACCUGACGCACUGAAGACUACUCAACGACAAGUGCUAUAACAGCCAGGGACUGUACACCAUUUCAAAUUCUUACCUACGGACCUACAUCCCAGAUCUGGACCAUUCCUCUCUGGCCUCGAGCCACUACCUCGACCACCAGUUACCAUGGACAACAUCACCACACCUCCCAAAUCCCCCCUCAUCACCAACAUAACCUCUCCCCCAACCUCCACCCUCCUCCCUUACAUAAGCCUCAACACUCCCUCCACCCUCCUCCUCAACCUCUCCACCCUCCUCGCCGCCCUGCUCACAAUCUACUACAUCCACAACGACUACCUUCUCUUCCUCUCCCUCGGCCCCGGCGGCACCCCCUCCACACCCCUAGGCUACCUAAAAAUCAAACUCCUCUCCCUAAUCUCCCUCCGCGACCCUCUCCGCCCCCUCCCCAUCCCCCCACACUUCCGCCCUCAAAAAGGGUACCUCACACCUACCUCCCUGCCCAAACGCCAUGGUCCCAGACCAGUAAUCAGGGGGAUCGCGCCGCAACGACAAAAAACCGACAUCUCCCCCCCACAUAUUUACCAAGCCUUCGUCCAUGAACUCCAACUCCUGGCCGCGGAUCCGGAAAACCUGCUCGUCGAGCGGACCAGUUGUUUUGAGAAGCACAGCUCGGGACUGUUUUCCACGGCGCCGAUUACAAGGACCUGUGGCGGCGAGGUGUGUCAUGUGCAUCCUUCAGAUGGCAGUUUGCACUUGACUUUGCAUCCGGCGGAUGCUAGGAUCUUGAUUGAAGCGGGGCGCGGGGAACGGCAUCCGUUGGCGAAGGGCGGGUGGUUUAGACGGUUUGUGCCCAAGGAGUUUGUAUUGGUGUAUGCGCCGAGGGAUGCGGAGGAGGUGAGGGUUGUGAGGGAGGUGGUGGCGGCGAGUGUGUGGUGGGUUAGUGGGUUGGAUGUGCUUGGGCAUGGGAGGGGGGAUAGGAUGGUGGCGAGGGGGUGGGAUGGAGAGGAGGUGAGGGGGGAGAGGGAGAGGUGGUGUGCAUGUAGGAUGGGGAGUUUUGCCAAGGGAGAGGGGGAGAAGAUGAUGGGGAGGGCGUGAUGGGACUUUAGGAGAGGAGGCGGAGUUACCAGCAGAGGAUGAACGAGGGAUAUGAUUCUAGCGGUUGUUAGGCCUUUGACAUCUCUAGAGUUGACGCAUUAGGGCAUUGCGUAUACCGCAUUGCAAGAUCACAUCCAUCACAAGGGCGCUCAAGACAUGAUGAAUGAUGAAAAUUCACGGCAGCAUCUGAUUUUUCCCCAAUAGAUAUAUACACUAG
This is a messenger RNA of Westerdykella ornata, 1468 nucleotides long. RefSeq lists its product as uncharacterized. The coding region runs from base 322 to 1251 and encodes 309 amino acids. The record is from RefSeq and is a predicted model, not a curated record. Lineage: Eukaryota; Fungi; Ascomycota; Dothideomycetes; Pleosporales; Sporormiaceae. The transcript has 2 exons.